AUGUCGAAGGAGUUCAUUAUCAAGCACAUGAACGCCGAUCAUGGCGAUUCUCUGCAGCUCUAUCUCCAAGCAUUCAACAAGAUCAGUGCCCGCGAGGCGCGCAACGCUCAGAUCGAAGACCUCACCCUCUCCAGCCUUAUCCUCAAAGCCAACGGCACCCGCUACCACGUCCCCAUCGAGCCUGCCAUGAAAGAUUUCACCGAAGCCCGUGGUCGUUUGGUCGCACUGCACAAGGAAAGCCUCUACCGCCUGGGCCGCUCCGAAAUCACCCUGACGGAGUACCGGGCUCCACAGGGAUUCCUCCAAAUCGCGAUUUUUGGGCUUACCUUUUUCACAUACGUAACUUGUUUCCAGCAGAGCAACCUGCUGCCGGGCGCAUUCGUUUACGAAAACUUCGGCUACAAGUACGUCCCUGACUUCGCCCACUUUGUCUACAAUAUCCAGCCAUUCUUGUUCCCUGCUGUCACGGUGAUUCAUACUCUCGAGACAAUUUUACUCGCUGUCCUUAAGUUGAAGCCGCACGGCGUUCCGGUCUUGUCUGGGCUGUGGUGCAAGUGGGCGGCUUCGUGUUUUAUAGAGGGGUAUGGGUCUUUCCGACGGAUUGAUCAGUUUGUGAAGGAGCAGGAGGCGAAGAAGGACGGAAAGAAAGAGUAG
This is a messenger RNA of Penicillium angulare, 654 nucleotides long. RefSeq names its product DUF2470 domain-containing protein. Bases 1 to 654 code for a protein of 217 amino acids. The transcript has a single exon. Lineage: Eukaryota; Fungi; Ascomycota; Eurotiomycetes; Eurotiales; Aspergillaceae. The record is from RefSeq and is a predicted model, not a curated record.